Petromyzon marinus (sea lamprey) is the source of this 1712-nucleotide messenger RNA. It is a transcript of the gene GNAZ, whose product is annotated as G protein subunit alpha z. Gene Ontology annotation, molecular function: G protein-coupled receptor binding; G-protein beta/gamma-subunit complex binding; GTP binding. NCBI's taxonomy places the organism in Eukaryota, Metazoa, Chordata, Hyperoartia, Petromyzontiformes, Petromyzontidae. Gene Ontology annotation, cellular component: heterotrimeric G-protein complex; cytoplasm. Gene Ontology annotation, biological process: adenylate cyclase-modulating G protein-coupled receptor signaling pathway. The record is from RefSeq and is a predicted model, not a curated record.
CCCCCCACCUCCUCCCCCCACACCCAUCUCUUCCCCCCACCUCCUCCGCCCCCCGCGCCCUGCUGGAUGUGUGGGCCGUGAGAGGCGACGAGGAGGAGCCCCUCGACUUCUGCGACGAGGAGGGCGACUUCCUCGUGCCAGCAGCAGCAGCCAUGGGCUGCCGCCAGAGCGCCGAGGAGAAGGAGGCCGCUCGUCGCUCGCGCCGCAUCGACCGCCACCUCCGCUCGGAGAGCCAGCGGCAGCGGCGGGAGAUCAAGCUGCUCCUGCUGGGCACCAGCAACUCGGGCAAGAGCACCAUCGUGAAGCAGAUGAAGAUCAUCCACAGCGGGGGCUUCAACCUGGACGCGUGUCGCGAGUACCGCCCGCUCAUCGUCUACAACGCCAUCGACUCGCUCACGCGCAUCAUCCGUGCCGUCGGCGUGCUCAAGAUCGACUUCGGCAACCAGGAGCGUGCCUACGAUGCGGUGCAGCUCUUCGCCCUGACCGGCCCGGCGGAGAGCAAGGGCGAGAUCAGCCCCGAGCUCCUCGCCAUCAUGAGGCGCCUUUGGUGCGACCCGGGUGUGCAGCUUUGCUUCGGACGCUCCAGCGAGUACCACCUGGAGGACAACGCGGCCUACUACCUCGGCGACCUGGAGCGCAUCGCCGCGCCGGGCUACGUGCCGACGGUGGAGGACAUCCUGCGGUCGCGCGACAUGACCACGGGCAUUGUGGAGAACCGCUUCACCUUCAAGGAGCUCACCUUCAAGAUGGUGGACGUGGGCGGACAGCGGUCCGAGCGUAAGAAGUGGAUCCAUUGCUUCGAGGGCGUCACGGCCAUCAUCUUCUGCGUGGAGCUGAGCGGCUACGACCUGAAGCUGUACGAGGAUAACCUGACGAGCCGCAUGGCGGAGAGCCUCCGCCUCUUCGACUCGAUCUGCAACAACAACUGGUUCGUGAGCACGUCGCUCAUCCUCUUCCUCAACAAGAAGGACCUGCUGGCCGAGAAGAUCCGCCGCGUGGCCCUCUCGGUCUGCUUCCCCGACUACCCGGGCCAGGACACGUACGAGGAGGCCGCCGUGUACAUCCAGCGGCAGUUCGAGGACCUGAACCGCAACAAGGAGGCGAAGGAGAUCUACUCGCACUUCACGUGCGCCACGGACACCAGCAACAUCCAGUUCGUGUUCGACGCCGUCACCGACGUCAUCAUCCAGAACAACCUCAAGUACAUCGGCCUCUGCUGAUCUUUCCACCCGCUUGGAGCGAGCAGCGCCGCCUCGCCUCGCCCCGCCCCGCCUCGCCUCGCCCCGCCCUCGCCCGACGGCUUUGCUUGUUUUUAUUUUUUUUUUCGUUUUGUUCUUGCCGGGGUUGGGUGGGGGGUGCGGUCGUUGGUCUCGGUCGAGUUUCGGUCGAUUCGGGCCGGGCCAGGGUGUCGGUCGGGGGUUGAGUUGGGCGACGGGGUCGGUCCGGUCGAUCGGUCCGUCGAUCCGUCGGUCGGUCGAUCAGUCCGUCGAUCCGUCGUUCGGUCGAUCGGUCGAUCAGUCCGUCGAUCCGUCGGUCGGUCGAUCGGUCGAUCGGUCCGUCGAUCCGUCGGUCGACAUCGGUUGGAUUUGGUUGCUCGGUCGGUCGACAGAUCCGGUGGGGUUUGGUCGGUCGGUCAAUCGAUGGGGUUGGGUUGGGUUGGUUAGGUGUGGUUGGAUCGGUGGGGUUGGUCGGUGCCGGGUGUGUGUGGUGUG